UAGGUUUUUCUGUUUAGUUUGAUUUACGCGCGAAAUAACGUUCUUUACGACAUUGCAGACGGUAUUUAGUGUAUUUGUACAUCUCAAGCGACGCUGCGUUGUGGAAAAUAGGGCUAGGGUGACCGGCUAGAAUUCUGCAAAGGUAGAAUUUCUUAACGACUUGGAAUUUUAUUUUGAAUAUGGCAACGCAACAGAACGCUUUUUUAAGCAAAGCUGAGGACGCAGCGGAUAAUGUUUUAAGACACACAAAAUACAUCUUACCACAUCUUGGACGCUUAUGUCUGAUCUCUACUUUUAUUGAGGAUGGAAUUCGAAUGUGGAUGCAAUGGGGGGAACAGAGAGACUAUAUUGCUAGCACCUGGAGCUGCGGUCAAUUUCUAGCCUCUGUAUUUGUCUUCAUUAACAUGGUUGGCCAAAUUGGAGCUUGUGUUGGGGUGUUAAUGCGGAAACAGGUCCCUAUCAUGUGUGGUUUGUUAUUUUUCAUCAUCAGUUUACAAACUAUCGCGUACAGCAUUUUGUGGGACAUUAAAUUUCUUGCAAGAAACAUGGCACUUGUAGGAGCUGUGCUGCUAUUGCUAGCUGAAAGCAAAUCUGAGGCCCGGUCCCUUUUUGCUGGCGUGCCACAAUUGGAACAUAACACUCCCAAAUCAUAUUUGCAACUCAGUGGGCGAGUUUUGCUUGUUCUGAUGUUCAUGACGCUUCUGCAUUUUACUCUCAACCCAAUUGAUGUCAUUCAAAACGUUGUGGGUUCGACACUCAUGCUAUUGGUUUGCGUUGGACACAAGACCAAACUCUCCGCCAUGGUUUUAGUGCUGUGGCUAUUCACUGUAAACCUGUACCAAAAUCAGUUCUGGCGUUACGCUACAACCAGAGCCAUGCAUGAUUUUUUGAAAUAUGAUUUUUUUCAAACUUUGUCGGUCAUUGGAGGUCUAAUGAUGGUGGUGUCUUUGGGCCCAGGGGGUGUGAGCUUAGACGAAAGGAAAAAGCUAUAUUAAUAUAGGUCCUGAAAAAAAUAGGUCCUGUUAUAGGUCCUGAAAAAAAGUUUCUUUUCUUAGUGAAAUGCAUUGAAAAAUGACCAAAAUUUCUGUAACUGUUUUGACUGAAGCAAAUAUUUUGUAGCAUAUUUUCAUGUUUCCUCAAAAAAUUUGGUCAGAGUUUCCGCAAUUUCAAAGGUUUUCGUACAUUUUUAUUUUUUAUGUAUUUCUAAUAGAAAAAUUCAGCCAAAAAUUCAUACAUUUAGACAAUAUUUGGUUUUAAUAGUAUCUAAACCAACUUAAAUUAGAUUUUUUAGAAUGUUUAAAACCAACAAACAUUCUACAGAAACUGAAAUUUUAUUUCAUGUAUUCAGAUUUGUUCUUAAACAUUUCAGCUAUGUUUUUGUUGUUGUUGUUGUUUUUCACCUAAUUUUUUCUUCCAAACCCAGCCUUUACAUCUUAUAUAUUAUACAGAACUCCUGCCUUUCCCCCCAAAAAAAGAGAAAAAAAUCCUAAAAAUUUCAAUUAAUUCACCCAGUGUUGCAAAAUGUUUUUUGUCGUCAGUAAAAACGCAUCCAACUCAAAAAAAUUGGGCCAAACUAAAACUGAAGUGGUAACACUGUAGAAAUGAUAUAUUUGUGCAAUCAUAACAGCAAAACCCUGCUUUGAUUAGACUUAGUUAACUUAUUGGGUGCCACGUUUGUAUAUAGUACUGGGUGUGCAUUAUAGCUUUAUUUGUUGCAAAUGUUUCGAAGCCCAUAAUAAAAUCACUUGCUAUUA
This is a messenger RNA of Ciona intestinalis (vase tunicate), 1754 nucleotides long. The record is from RefSeq and is a predicted model, not a curated record. Lineage: Eukaryota; Metazoa; Chordata; Ascidiacea; Phlebobranchia; Cionidae.